AUGGUUUUAUUUAGAUACGAUAAAGGGAAAAUUGAGGAACCAUCUGUUUUAAAAACUACUACUCUAAGCAAGUUUGUUACAGAAUUUAUGUUAAGAAAAUUGUUUCGAUUCUAAUUCCGUUCUCUACAAGAUCAAAUUAAUAAAUAAUAGAAUUCUUAUAUAAUACCUGGGCCAAGGCUUACAUAAAAUUCCAUUGCAUCCUCUAGGGAUAAUUAAGAGUAGAAUUGAGGUAUAAAAACAGAGAAAUAAGGUAAAUAUCCUUGAAAUACAAAAUCAUUGAUAAUCUUUCUCCAAUCUUAUCUGUAAAGUACGUAUUUGUGUUUUUAAUUAUAUUGAAUCUUUAUUCAUUAAUAGUGGCUCCUGAUCAUCCAAGCAGAAGAAAAGUGACACCUAUUACAUUAAUGAAAAUGCCGUAUUGAGUUGUUACACCUCUGCUCAUCAAAUUGAAUUAAUAGAGAAAAAUUUUGAUGCUUUUGUUUUUAGAGGAGAUGUUUAUAUAUUGAUGAAGUAGAUGCAAUACAUUAUCCAGUCUUCCAUUAAAUAGAGACGGUCAGAAUCUUUUAAUCAGAACUAUUCUCAUCCAAAUAUUUUUAACAUUAAAUACAAGAAUCUAUGGACGAAUAAAAAGAAACUUUGGAAAAAAUUGACUAAACAUCUAUUUGAGGAUUGUAUAAAUGAGAUAGGUUGGAACUACAUUACCAUUUACUAAUCCUUCUAUACUUGGAUGUGGUGCUAUUCAUUAAGAUUUAAUGAAAAACUGUUAAGCAUGUAUUUAUAACAAUCCAGAGGCUCACUGAAGUUGGAUGGGCAGCAGGUUUGGGAUUAGCUCUCUCCUCUUAUUCUAAAUCUCAGAUAUUGGUCUAUUUUGUCUCAGGAUCCAAGAUUUCUUGAAUAGUUUAAAGCUGGCGUUCUGGUAAUGGUACCAUUUGAAAUUUUAACAAAAAUUAUAAUACUUUUAUUAAAAUUGAAAAAUUUAUCACAAUAUUUUUAGUAUAAUUACUUUGAUGUAAAAUAUUAUUAAAAUAUCAUAUAUUGUUUAAAGCAAACUUUGAAAUUAGGACUAUAAUAAUUGUUGGACUCUUUUGUUUAGACUGAUUUGAAAUUAAACAACUUAAACAUAUUGGAUCUAAAUAGUUUACUUAAAUAUAACUCUAGUAAUCAAUAUUAUCAUAAUCCCAUAAUAAACUUUCUCUUAAUUAUGAAAAUAUUUAAAAUAUUCUGA
This is a messenger RNA of Paramecium octaurelia, 1222 nucleotides long. NCBI's taxonomy places the organism in Eukaryota, Ciliophora, Oligohymenophorea, Peniculida, Parameciidae. The record is from the annotation of a GenBank genome assembly.